Molecule: messenger RNA, 1038 nt
Organism: Brienomyrus brachyistius
Lineage: Eukaryota; Metazoa; Chordata; Actinopteri; Osteoglossiformes; Mormyridae
Product: RDS/peripherin-like protein xRDS35
Exons: 5
Coding region: 1-1038 (345 amino acids)
Biological process (GO): visual perception
Cellular component (GO): membrane
Source: RefSeq, a predicted model, not a curated record
AUGGUGCUGAUGAAGAUGAAGUUCUCCUUUCAGAAGAGGGUGAAGCUGGCCCAGGCGCUGUGGUUGCUCUCCUGGGUCGCCUCCAUCGGGGGAGCCGUCACCUUCACCUUGGGAGUCUUCCUCAAGACGGAGCUGCACAGGAGAAGUGAGGUCAUGGACAACGCGGAGAUCCACGCGGUACCCAACACCCUGAUGAUAGUAGGCCUCACCUCCCUGGGCGUCAAUUUCUUCGCGGGCCGGAUGUGCCAGGACGCGUUGGACGCCAGCCGGUUCCCGCGCUGGAAGGGUCUCCUGCAGCCCUACCUGGCUGUAGCCGUCUUCCUGGCUCUUGUCAUGCUGGUGGCGAUCGUCAUGAGUUACGCCAUGAAGGGCAGCCUGGAAGCCUCGCUGGAGGUCGGCCUCAGGAACGGCAUCCGCUUCUACAAGGACACGGAUACGCCAGGCCGAUGCUACCGGAAGCAGACCAUCGAUCAGCUGCAGAUGGCGUUCCAGUGCUGCGGCAACACCGACUUCCGGGACUGGUUCGAGGUCCAGUGGAUUAGCAACCGCUACCUGGACUUCAACUCCAGGGAGGUUAAAGAUUGCAUCAAGAGCAAUGUGGACGGGCACUACUUGGUAGACAGCGUUCCUUUCAGCUGCUGCAACCCCAGCUCCCCCCGACCCUGCAUCCAGCACCGGCUUACCAACGACUCGGCCCACUACAGCUACGAGUACGAGGCGGAGGAGCUGAACAUCUAUGUGCGCGGCUGCCGCGAGGCGCUGGUCAGCUACUACAUGGGGCUCAUGAACAGCAUUGGGGCCGGCGUGCUCUCCAUCUUCCUCGUCCAGAUGUCUGUGCUGGUGAGCCUACGCUACCUCCAGACCGCCAUGGAGGCCGUGGCGGGACAGGAGAACAUGGAGAUGGAGACAGAGGGCUACCUGCUGGAGAAGAGCGUGAAGGCGACGGCGAAAGAGUUCAGGGACAAAGCGCUGACAUUACUACAGCUGAAUCAGGAGGACACCAUGUCAGGCGGCAGAAAUCCAGAUGCACUGAGCUGA